AGAUUAAAGUUAAUGUAUCCUGAGAAAGUUGAUCAUCUCAGUCCUGGGUUUGACUUUACUGUUGCUUUUGUGGAAUCUAAGACAUGGUUCCAUAGUCUUCACUACGCUGGUGAAAUGCUAUCAGAUUCUCAUAUCGAUGUGAUCUUUCAUUAUUUUAGGAAAAAAGCGGCAGUUACUAAGAUAUGCAAAUGCAGUUUCACAACAACUGAUGUUCUUUUUCAAGUUAGUAUGGAAAGAGCAUAUGCUGCAACCUUGGACAAGACAUUUUGUUGGUCAAGUUUUGCAAGUAUAUGUGAUACUAUUGGAGGCUUGCAGUUGCCCUAUUCUAAGCCUUGGGAUGAAGUUGAACAUGUUCUCAUGCCAUUGUACAUUAAGAAACAGAUGCAUUGGAUUCUUGCUAGGUUUUGCAUCAAAGAUUGGUGCAUUUAUGUUUAUAAUUCACUGAACAGUUACAGGGAUGCAUCUCUUGCUAAAGAAGUUGUGAAACCACUACUUGUUAUGCUCCCAUUGUUUUUUCGACACAUGGAUCACUUUUCUAAGCAUGGAUUUGGUAUUCAAAGGGAUAUAAAGCUGAAUUUUGUGCCUGACUUGCCUGUCCAACUGUCAAAUAUGUCCUCGAACUUUCACAAAAAGUUCAAUUAAGUCCUUCUAUAGGAGGUUCUGUCCGGCCGUCGCGAUUUGGGGCAGUUCCCGGUGGAAUUUUUUGAUGAAAUUUUUUGAGAAUCUUAUUCACCAAGUCUAGUUUACUCAUACCAAAUUUCAGCUAAAAAUUCAAUCGGGAACACAUUCAAAUUAAUUCUUGAAGAUAACUGCGC
Messenger RNA from Cuscuta epithymum, 815 nucleotides. NCBI's taxonomy places the organism in Eukaryota, Viridiplantae, Streptophyta, Magnoliopsida, Solanales, Convolvulaceae. The record is from the annotation of a GenBank genome assembly.